GUGCAUGCAUUCCCAUUCAUUUAUGGUUCGGAGACUGGCGAGUGUGUUGGUGCCAAGCCUGGCUCUCGCCAAACCCAAUCUAAACCUGCAUCUCUCUCUCUCCUCACUCAUUCUCAUAAUUCCGAGUGCAGUCGAGUUGAUUUGCGCUUGUUAUUUGUGUGAUUCGGAAUUGUAGGUUUCCAUUCAUGUUUGAUUUUCGGAGGGACUUUUAUCUCAGGAAUACCACCAGGAACCCGAAGGUCAUCGCAGGCUAGUAUAUCCUUGCAGUGGCCGAUUUUGUUUGAGGGAGGUUCAUCCAGGUAGAAAAUGAGAAUAGCAUUAGCAGCAGUGUGUAGCAUCUGAUGUGACAGCAACAAGCAAGGACUGAUGUGGAGUAUGAGAAUUUAAAAAUCAAAGGAUUGAUACUUGUGGAUUACAUUAGACCUGAUUUGUUGUACGAAGCAGAGUGCAACGUGAAAGACAUCAGAGUGCUGCAACCUGAUCCAAACUGACCAUUGUCCUAAUGCCCAGCUGACAUAUGGGUGACCAGUGCCAAGGGUCCAUGGUGGAAGACAAGAACUAUUUCCCAAGAACUUCGCUCUGAGGACUACUGCUCAUCCAUCUCCAUCUUCCCUCUGUAAAUGAGGUGACAGAAACAGUGUUCUGACAGCUGGAAAAACAGUCCCAUUUCUCUACAACUGCUUUCUGUGCUUCUGUUCAUGUUGGAGGGUACUUGGGAACAAGCAUGCUUUGUUGUCUGUCCAUGCUGCUUCAGAGGAGGAAAUAAUUGGAAGAAUUAGCAGAAAGGGAAAAGAGGAUUAACAUUGACUUGUUAAGUUUUUUUUUAUCCCCCAGCUCUGUUGAAUCCAGAGCUUUUUUUUCUUCCUUCCCUACGUUUGGUACUUCUUACCACCAAGCAUUAGCAGGAAGGCAAACACAAAACUUGUUGGUGUUUGCUUGUGGAUCCAUGUAAGAGGUGUUAGAGGAGGAAUUAUUACAACUCAAGCUGGAAUUAUUGUUGUUCAAGUGGAGAAGGUGAAGGGAGAAACUCAGUAAUGAUGGAGUCUCACUCAGGACCACACACAUUUUUAACAGUACUACUGCUGUUUACCGUACUAGCAGUGAUGCUUGUAUCCCUAGGACAAGCACAAGAAAUCAACGCUGUGUAUAGGGACUGGUAUGAACCCCAAAGCAGAGACAAUCUUGAGGAAUCUGACGAUGCGCCGGAGCCGAGCUUCGGGGUGUGGAAACCGGUAUCACCAGGGUGGGGUAUACCUGAUACGACGGCGACGGUGGGAGUGGCAUUCAGCCUCAAGAUACCCAAGGAGGCUUUCAGAGGAGAUGUAGAUAAGUAUUUGUUAAGAGAAGUCGGGGCCCAGUCGCUUCCAUCAUGGCUGAACUUCAGCAACAAGACGCACACACUUCAGGGAAUCCCAGGAAAAGAAGACCUACGCCAGUACUAUAUCUCAGUGACUGCAUUGGGAAAGGUUACCAAUUUUACCAAGGACAGCUCAAACACUAAAGAUGUCUUUAGCAUCAAUGUACUGCCACAUGACACACCACAGACAAAGAACACAGAUCAAUCUACAUCCAAACACAAAGAAGGAAUUGUGGUUUGUCCACCAGAGAAGCCAGCUGUUCGAGCAACUAUCAUCUUGGAUGCUGACUGGUCAAUGUUAACACCGCAACAGAGAAUCGAUAUGGUAUCCAAGAUGUCCAAGUAUUCCAGAAUACCCAUGACUGCCUUCAGGCUUCUUCCGGAGAAAGAUGAUGUCAAGGGUUAUCAAGCCUUAGCUGCCGGCAGUGGAAAUGUUGUCACUGCCAAACAUGAAGGGUUGUCAUUGAGUUGGGUGGUUGGAUGUGGUCGGAAUAUUGAACAGUUACCAGUUGUUACCAUCCUAGAGGGUGCUUCAAAGGAUGGCUCUAUGGCUGAGAAAUUAAAUUAUGACAUUAAGGGUUGGCAUGUCAGUAGUAAUACUCCAAUCAUCAAGAAUAGAGUCAGAAGACAAGCCCCUCUGAUGGGAACCCCUAUUCCCACUCCCCUCCCAACAGGUGUACCUAAACCUACAGAAAUUCUGUCCACCUUUACUCCAUCUACUCAUAUAGUCCCCACAGAGAGCUCACCUGUUCUGAGUAGUAUGAUUAGAACAGCAGGUACUCAAGACACCAUGACAAUGACUGUCAAAGAAACUUCCACUAAAACAGGGAAGGUGUCUAUUUCUCCAACAGUCAAAGCAUCAAAGACAUCUUUCUACAAAACACCUGUGAUAACUCCUACGCCAACACCGGCUGUGACGACACCAGUCAUGACAACUUCCGAAGCACCUACUCGCACAUUCAGUCCACCAGUUCCUUCAAUGACGUCCACAGAGAGCCUAGUGGUUAUGCCUACAUUGACAUCAACACCUGUAGCCAGCAGUCCUGUUGAAACAAUGGCACCAACAUCAGUUGUCAUCAUGCCUACUCCAACUAAACCUGCUACAACUCCAUCUGCAGUAACACCAGAGCCAACUGCACCACCAGAAACAACUCCACACAUUAACAAAGGACCAGAGAUUGUCCAUCCGAUUGAAAGGAUAGAUGUCAUUGCUAGAGUUCCUUUUGUGUUUGUAGUCCCAGCAGACACCUACAUGGAUCCAGAAGAUGGCAAUACCCGUAAGCUGUCACUUAUGCUGGUUGAUGCAGAUGGUUCAAUCCUGAGCCCUGAUUUCUGGCUGAAGUUCGACAAGCAGAAGCAAACAAUAUUUGCUUACACUGAGGAGGUUCAUGAUGUGGAAACUUACGUCCUGGUUGCUCAAGAUAAAGAAGGUGUUGAAUUGCGAGAUGCCUUUGAAGUUCAUGUCUUGGAAUCCAAUGCAGUACAAGAGGAUCCACCUCCAGUUGCCAUGGGAGCAACACUUAAUAUCGACUUUGAUGAGUUUAUCAACAAUCCUGCAUUGCAACUUGACAUCCUCAAUAGGAUAGCUAGUGUCUUUGGUGAUCCUGAUGCUAGUGCUCUGACAAUAACUGGUAUACGACGUGGUUCAGUCAUUCUCUCUUUCACCAAUAAUACCAUUCCAAAGGAUACAUGUCCUGUUGAGUUGAUUGAAGAACUCAUGAAGAAGCUUGUAACAGCUGAUGGCAAGCCAACGCAAGCUCUUAUUGAUGCAUUUGCUCCUAAUUACACUAUUUCUGGUGUUGAGGCGGCUCCUCAAGGCACUUGUGAUGCAACCACUCUAGCUCCUACGACUCCUGCCACCAAGGCCUUCCCUCCUCCUGUAGAUGGCAAUACAAAAUCAAAUGAUGCAUGGAUUACCAAUGUCCUUCCAGGUGUCAUUGUCGCAUUCAUCAUCAUCCUGGCAGGUAUUGUGGUAUUCAUUCUCUACCGCAGGAACCGAAAGGGAAAACUCUCAGACGAAGACCAGAAUACAUUCAUCAACAAAGGAAUCCCCAUCAUAUUCACCGAAGAGUUGGACGAAGCCGACAAACACCCUUCAUCGACACCGUUAAUCAUGAAGAACGAAAAGCCACCAUUACCACCCCCAGAAUACUCUGCUGAUGAUGGAACAAGACAACCUUUGAUGAGUGACCAUAGACCUACAGAUGAUGCAAACAAGCCAUCAAUGCCCAUGGUGGAUCUAGGGGGUUCUCCUCCUUACGAGCCUCCACCACCUAUAACACCUUCACCACCAGAGAGUAGGAAUUCCCAUGCCCCAAGCACGACGCGAUUUCAAUCACCACCUGCCUAUGUUCCCCCUUAACCUCUUUACAGCUGUUGGCCUCAUGAUCCUAGAAUCAUUGUAUCACUUUCUACAUAAACAAUGCCUUGAUGAUUUAUCCUCAUAUCAUCAUUCUCUACAUGCAGUCUAAAUAAUCCGUUUAGAGACAAGAGAUCAAACAUUAUCAGAGGAAAUCAUCCUUUCUUGAGGUUUCUUGAGUAAGAAUGGUUAAUGUAAAAUUACUUGAUACUCAUCUCUAAGUCUAUGUUCAUAAACUCAAAACUAAAUUGAACUGCCCGGCUUGUGCUUCUCAGGCCAUGUGUAUAGUAUGCAAAGAGCAUCCCUUGAGACAUGUACUAUCAUUCAUGUGAGUUUUAUAUUUAACCUGUUAAUUUAAUAAUCAUUUUAGUACCAUGUUCCUGCAAGUGUCAAAGCUGUGUACAAAGUAAAAUUGUGCUAUGAAAAUGAAAGCUUGUUAGUGUAAGAUGUCGAUGACUCUAGUGGUCAUGAUGUCUUCGGUUGUGCUCGCUUUCAUGCUAAGGAGGUAGUUUUUAACUGAUACAACAUUAUCUGUGCCAUAAAGAAAUAUGUAAAUGGCACUGGAUUCUAUUUAAGUACAAAGUCUACACACAUUUCAAGGUUGUAUGAUAUUCUUCCAGUGGUCAGGCAUGUAUUCAGUCACAUGUGAUGCAAUCAUUAUGUAAAGCCUUUGCUUGCAUGAAAGAAGCAAGCAGUAGUUUACCUGCAUUUAGUCUAGAGUUAACAUGUACUUCCUGGGCAUAAAUGAUAUGUCAUUGCAAUAUUGACUUCUGAUUUUUUUUUUAUAUGUAUAUACCUGUACAGGUGUAAGAAAGAUGUGAUAGAAUAAAUAAACUUGAAGGUGACAACAUGAUGGAACAAUGUUGCCUGUUCAUGUUUCAGAUACCUUUAGUUCUUUCAUUGACUGUUACAAACCAUGGCCCGUAUUCUGAAGUAAGGUUUAACUUAGACCAUGGUCUAACUCUGUGCUGAAAUUAUGGCAAGCCAAACAUGUCAGCAUUUUGUUUACAUUGUAUGCUUCUUUUACUCUGCUCUUUCAUAAUUUUUAACGGUGAAGACAACUAUCAUACUCAUCCUACCCAGGCAGUUAAGAAUGAUUUAAGAGCCAAGUGAGCUGAUUCAGUGAACUUCUAGUUGGAGAUCUGUGUCACAGUUAGCUAUCCAUAGUUAAACCACAACUUUAGACCAGAGUUAAAAUCAAAUCUGAUUUCAGAAUACAGUCCCAUGAAAACAAAAUAGCAUCAUGUUUGCAUUGAUCAGCAUCAUCUGUCAGCUUAUUUUGUACACUAUGCAUUAUGUAUUUAUUAAUAAUGAACAUGAAGUCAUCAUAUAUUAUAUUUUUGUCUCUUCUCUCUGUCACAUUAUAGUCAUUACAGCAAUGAGUUAAGAUAUUCAGGCAGGCAUCAUUCAUAGUGCUUGUGGUAGUGUAUUUUCUGAACAUGGGGAUCAGAAAACACACAUUUUUGCGUAAAUGAUAGGAAAGUGAGAGAUUAAUUUGUAGUACAAUGCACAACUCAUUCCUGCAUUAUAUACCUAUAUAUAUGCAAAUGAGAUGGAUUAGUCCUUUUUUGUUUGUAUAUUAAUUUGUUAUCUUUGUUACAAAACUACAUUGUUUUAUAUUGGUUUAUACAUCAUCCACUGAAGUCAUAUGGAUGCUUUUGUUCAGGAAUCUCUUUUUUAAGUCGAUUUGUAAUAUGUAUCAGGUGUCUAGUUCUCUUGGAAAACUGAAUACCUUUUGUCUCAAGACUCAUGAGGACAGAUGAAAUAUUGUACAUAAUUAGGAAUAUGAAGAUCAUUAUGUCGAGAUUACUCAUCAUUGUGUAUUAAAGACAGCUGUGUAGCCAUAUCUUUCAUUCAUAAAUUUGUAAAGCAUAAUUUGAUCACAUUGCACGGUCUUGCAAGCCAAGUCCUAGUCCUAAUUGCAACAGUACUCUGUAGUCUUUGGCAAAGAAGGCCAGAUAACAUAGUACUCUUUACAUGAUUCUAGUACUAAUUCUCGACAACUUUGAUGAAUGUACUACUUUGCCAUUGCAUAUUUUCCAUAUUAAGUCAGAGAAAAAGAAUGUAAGAACAAUUGUAUUGUGUACUAUCUGAUGUAAUGGCUUGAACAGCAUUUCAUGCGAUGUUACCUCGAAUAAGAGAAUUCAUAACCAUAGUGCAGCGUGUAGCAUAGUAUAUCUUAAAGCAGAAUAGCUUUCUGAAACUUUUUUGGUACACAAAGGAAAACAGAGAAAAUGAUAAAUUGAUACUUGAGCUUAUUAGAGUUUAAUAUUUGUCUACUUUAUUUAAGGUUAGAUUGGAGUUGAAAUGAUUGUUUGAAAACAUUUUUAUGGUUGUACAGAUUGCUUGACAAAUCAUGAAAAAAUUAUGUGAUAAAAGAAGAGAGUGCUGUUUAUCUGUGGUGUACUAAAGAAAGCACACUGGGAUCUGACUGUGAUUAAAGAAGUGCAUAAUUAUUGUAGAAGAAAAAAAUAUUGAUUAUAGCUUGUCAAAUCAUGUGACAUGUGAAUCCUUUUCUUGUCAUUUGAAUUUAAAGACAAUACAUGGAAUUGACACUUUUAUGCCUUUUUUGUAGCUGAACUGAUAGGUUGGGAAGAAUGAUAUUUGUCAGACUAUAUACAUAUUACUAUAUGACAUGAUUCAAUUAAAAAAAAUCAUUGUAGAAUUGUAGGAAAACAUAUACUAAAAUGUUUCAAUAGCCUUGAUUUUCUUGAAAGUAAACAUAUUGUCUGUUACAUUUUCUUUGUCAAGAGCCUGCAAAACUGUAGACAUAAAUCUCAUAGUAUUUAUGUUUUAUAAGAAGAUAGUUACUGGUAAAUAGCAUGGAACUAUUUGUGGUUUUCUAGAAUUACAGCACUUUGCACUCUUCCAAUUUCUUUUAUUCAGAUAGGAACUUGAGAAUGUUUAAAUUCUUGUUUGGUUUUGACACUUUUUAUCUUGUAGUUCAUUUUGAUUUGGCAGAAUAUGAAAUGUAGCUUUUUGUAUAUAAGAUUUCUUUCGUUGUUAUUUGCUUAUCAGUGACAGCGAUUUGGAUAUUUCAUGGAAUUGUGUGUGUUUUUAAACAGAAAGACAACACAUAGUUUUGUGUUUGAUGACGUUAAAGGUAUUUAUCAAGACAAAGUUCUGAAUGUCCCCCUUUCUAUCAUUUUUUUAUUUAAAAGAGUUAUGUAUAAGGAUCAAAGGUGCUUAGAUAAAACAACUUGUACAUAUAUUUAAAACCAAGUUUUGUUUUAGCCCACUUUCACUCAGAUCUUUGAUUUGUGUAUGAUUUUUUUUUUAAUAUAUAUAGUAAUUUUUGAGUGACCAAAUCUCACAGAAAAUAAUUCUGAGGGAUAUGCAUAAAUUUAUUCAUAUUUUACAGCCUUCUAUUUUGCACAAGAAAUACUAAGCAUACUAAGUUUCCAUGAAGAUGAGAACUCUUUGUAAAGAGCAAGGAAUUUUGUUAACAAUAGUAUAUUAGAUAAGAGCUGCUAGUUUAUUCUUGGGGAUCGUUCGUAAGUUCAGAGUGCCUUUGAGAAUGACUGUUGAUCCUAUCUUGCAGUAAAUGAUAUUCACCAUUGAAUGUUCAUUGGUGAUUAUUUAGCGUGUAAAAAAUUGUGCACCAGUCGUUCUUUAGGUCGAUCUUAACUUAUGAACAACUUUAUGAAACACCCACCAGGUUUGUGCUGCCAGUAUAUUUUUAUCAGCAGUAGUAUAAUGGAUAAUCAAUUAAUUCCUACUUUCUGUUUAGCAAAAUAAGGUUUUGAUAAUUCAUCCUUUAAAUGCAGCAAAACUUAAAUGACAACAUUAUUUGAAUUACAUGGCUGUAUUUUCUAAUAUUUCCAAUGUGAUUAUUU
Molecule: messenger RNA, 7552 nt
Organism: Lytechinus variegatus (green sea urchin)
Lineage: Eukaryota; Metazoa; Echinodermata; Echinoidea; Temnopleuroida; Toxopneustidae
Gene: dag1
Product: dystroglycan-like
Exons: 3
Coding region: 1035-3719 (894 amino acids)
Biological process (GO): muscle attachment; axon guidance; nerve development
Cellular component (GO): sarcolemma; dystrophin-associated glycoprotein complex; dystroglycan complex
Molecular function (GO): laminin binding; calcium ion binding
Source: RefSeq, a predicted model, not a curated record